Messenger RNA from Podarcis muralis (Common wall lizard), 2836 nucleotides. The record is from RefSeq and is a predicted model, not a curated record. Lineage: Eukaryota; Metazoa; Chordata; Lepidosauria; Squamata; Lacertidae.
AGCCUGGAGCACUCUGCUUCGUACUAUUUACAGUGUUAUAAAUCGGUCUCCACACUAUCUACUUUCUGAGAUUAUCUUGGUAGACGAUGCCAGUGAAAGAGAUUUUCUGAAGGUCCCAUUAGAGAAUUAUGUGAAAAGUUUGCAAGUGCCAGUAAAAAUCAUUAGGAUGGAACAGCGAUCAGGACUGAUUCGAGCUCGGCUUAGAGGAGCAGCAGCUUCCAAGGGCCAAGUCAUAACUUUUCUGGAUGCACACUGUGAAUGCACUUUAGGCUGGCUGGAGCCCCUGCUGGCAAGAAUCAAGGAAGACAGAAAGAUUGUUGUUUGCCCAAUUAUUGAUGUGAUCAGCGAUGACACUUUUGAGUAUAUGGCUGGGUCAGACAUGACUUAUGGAGGUUUUAACUGGAAACUUAAUUUUCGUUGGUAUCCUGUUCCCCAAAGAGAGAUGGACAGAAGAAAAGGAGACAGAACAUUGCCAGUGAGGACCCCUACUAUGGCUGGUGGCCUAUUUUCUAUUGACAGAAACUACUUUGAAGAGAUAGGAACUUACGAUGCAGGAAUGGAUAUCUGGGGUGGAGAGAAUCUUGAAAUGUCUUUUAGGAUCUGGCAGUGUGGAGGCUCAUUGGAGAUUGUAACAUGUUCACAUGUUGGUCACGUCUUUCGAAAAGCUACGCCUUAUACAUUUCCUGGGGGUACCGGCCAUGUAAUUAACAAGAACAAUAGACGGCUUGCAGAAGUAUGGAUGGAUGAAUUUAAAGAUUUCUUCUAUAUAAUAUCCCCAGGAGUUGUCAAAGUGGAUUAUGGAGACGUAUCAGUCAGAAAAGCAUUGAGAGAGAACUUAAAAUGCAAACCGUUUUCAUGGUACCUAGAAAAUGUCUAUCCAGACUCCCAGAUUCCCCGACGAUAUUAUUCCCUUGGAGAGAUCAGAAAUGUUGAGACGAACCAGUGCUUAGAUAACAUGGGACGCAAGGAAAAUGAAAAAGUUGGCAUAUUCAACUGCCACGGUAUGGGAGGAAACCAGGUAUUUUCAUACACGGCUGACAAGGAGAUUCGUACAGAUGAUUUGUGUUUGGAUGUGUCUAGACUCAAUGGUCCUGUGAUCAUGUUAAAGUGCCACCACAUGAGAGGAAACCAACUUUGGGAGUAUGAUGCUGAGACGCACACAUUUCUCCAUAUCAUUACCCAGUCAUGUUUGACCAUAAGCAGAAUAGAGGAUGGCACUCGUGGCCCCACAGUGGAGACAUGCAAUGGCAGCCCCUUUCAAAAGUGGCUACUGAGAAACUACACGCGGCUGGAGGUUUUUAGGAACAUUUUUUACAGUCCCACUGACUAUUUUCUUUAGCAAAUGUCUCAAGGUUGGUAUCAAAGGUACAAAAAGGAAAGGCUAAGCUCCUUGCUUGAUUGCUUGCUCGCGCUCUUUUCCCAGUUUCUCCCCUCAUUUAGUUUUUUACGUAGUGUUAAGAUGUAGAAACAACAGCUUAGAAAUAGCAUUAGUUUAUGCUGCUUAGCUCUGGGUGUGUUUAAAACAGUCAACAUUAAAAGUCACAUUUGAUUGUCCUUUGUGGAGUAUGUCUUUUCUCUUUUUGCACAACCUUCCCAGUUCCAAAAACUGUUUGUGAAUAAGAAAGCAUGGCUUUUGUGUUCUCCUUAAAUAUAUAGUAGCAGUUGUAUUGAUGGCUACUCCUAUUCCUUGCUUUAGCCGCUGUGAUGCAAAGAAAGUGUUGUUAUUGUUUUCACACCUAGAAAGGGCAUUCUAUGCACUGCAAAACAGAUGGGGAAAUCUGUGCGGCAUGAUCCUGGUUUUGCCAGGUCAUUAAUGCACUGGUGCCAGCAGGGCACGUCAGGUCCAAGGCCCUUAACACCCACAUAAAAAAUGCAGGAUAUUCAGAUGUACAACCCGAACUCCUGUAUGGUACACCAUCAGCACUGUUACCCAGCACUGGGUCUACAAUGAUAUUUAAGUUUAUUGUCAGUUUUAUCAAUUGCAUUUUGGUUGCUAAAGAUGCAUUGUUUAGCUUGGCACAAAUGCCUCCUCUCAGAUAUAAGAACUUCCAUACAGUAAAACUGGGCCUUUGAGGGCUCAUCCAGACUUGGCAGCAAAAUGCACUUUCUCCUGGUCUGUUUACCACCUUCCUCAGGUCCGCCUAAUUAUUUCUUCGGUAAUCCAUUCUUUUGGGUGUCCUAACAUGAAAUGGGCAUAUAUUAUGUUGCGGACUAUGCCACUCCCCCCCCCCAAAUUGGCAUCCAGCCUCUCCUGCAGCCCCAAACUCACUUCCACCCCAUCCCAGUUCCAACCAUGGUAUUAUUUCCAGGGCACUUUUUGAAUGGUUUCAUUUUUAGUGUGUGUGUGUGUGGUUUUGGAGCAAUCUCUCUUUACCUGAAUUUAUUUUGGGGCUAAGUUCAUUCUGAACAAAAGUGAAGUGAUUCCACGAGCUGCAAGGGGGACAGGACUCUGUGGACACAAAGAAGAAAAACCAUUUCUAGACAGGAUUGCAGUCUUUUUGAAAGUUCAAGGUCAUAGCUCGCGGGUUCUUAGGGACCCAGCUUUGCUUCUAGGCCAUAGUUGUGGCUCCAAGCUGUUUAAGUUGUCUGUGCUCACUGUUGGAAGACUUGAUUACUCACAUCCAUGCAUAGGCAGCUCGUGCUCCAUGAAAAGUGUUCAGAAAAUCUGAUCAGUGCAGAAUACCACAGUUGAACUCAUGACUGGAGACUGUGAGUUGGCAUAUGCACAGGACACCUAUAUGGAAAUUGCUACAUUGGCCACCAGUGUGCAGCCUAAACCUAAAGGUAAAUGUAAAGGACCCCUGACAGUUAAGUCCAGUCGUGAAUGACUCUGGGG